AUGGGCCAUAUGGUCCCAGUAGUAGAAACCGAACCAGCCAAUCCUUUCACUUGUUAUUUGCCCCAUCAUGGAGUUUUGCGCAAAGGCCGCCUCUCCAGCAAUAUUCGAGUUGUGUUUAACGGAUCUAGCCGUACGAGCAGCGGCAUCUCAUUAAACGAUAUUUUGCAUACCGGGGCAAAGUUACAGACUAACAUUUUCGAGGUACUGCUCUGGUUCCGCUCGCAUCGUUUUGUCUUCUCCUCAGACAUCGUUAAGAUGUAUCGGCAGAUCCUCCUGCAUCCUGACGACCAAGAUCUUCAACGCAUCUUUUGGCACGACGCCAACGAGCAAGUAAUCUCAUAUAGGCUAACAACAGUGACUUACGGUCUAAGCUGCGCCCCUUUCUUGGCUUUUCGCACGCUUCAACAACUCAUUGAGGAUGAAGGUCACCGGUUCCCUAAAGCGAUAGCCCCUCUGACUAAGGGUUUGUUGUGGCAGCCACAUCACGACGCUUUCAGCCUUUGUGCUGCGCCAUCUUCCGAUCACGUCGUCACCAAACGACUAGCACUUUCCGAGACCGCUCAGAUAUAUGACCCUUUAGGAUUCAUUUCCCCCGUUGUG
Molecule: messenger RNA, 600 nt
Organism: Cyphomyrmex costatus
Lineage: Eukaryota; Metazoa; Arthropoda; Insecta; Hymenoptera; Formicidae
Exons: 2
Source: RefSeq, a predicted model, not a curated record